Molecule: messenger RNA, 861 nt
Organism: Notolabrus celidotus (New Zealand spotty)
Lineage: Eukaryota; Metazoa; Chordata; Actinopteri; Labriformes; Labridae
Product: L-rhamnose-binding lectin SML-like
Exons: 9
Coding region: 121-816 (231 amino acids)
Molecular function (GO): carbohydrate binding
Source: RefSeq, a predicted model, not a curated record
CCUGGAGGCAGUUUUUGAGCAACAGAUGCAGUUUGCCCUGGAUCCAAAUGUAUAAAUACUGAGAGUGUCUUCUCCCACCUCAAGUCUCACAGCUCACCCACCACUGGCUCCUGUGAAACAAUGCUCUGCUUCAGCUCCACACUCUUGCUGGCAGCAACCUGUCUGCUAGUGACUGCAGUUGAAUCUUCAUACAUCGUUACUACCUGUGAGGGGAACCAUGUCCACCGCCUGAGCUGUGAUUCUGGAGUGAUCAGUAUUCAGACAACACUGUAUGGACGUAAAGACACAGUGACCUGCAGCGAAGGACAAACUGCACAGCAGCUUUCUAACACAGAGUGCUCUCUGUCAAACGCCAGAGAUGUCCUCAAGAACAGGUGUGACGGAAAAACAGUGUGUGAACUAACCCCACCUGACUUGGGUGCACCUGACCUUUGCGGUGGCACCUAUAAAUACCUGCAGACCGAGUACAUCUGCCUUCCAGCAAUUCGCCAAGUGACAUGUGAGGACUCCAUGGCACAUCUGCAGUGUGGUGGAGGUGAGGUUAUAUUUGUCUAUGGUGCUUAUUAUGGACGUGUCGACCCGAGCACAUGCUCCUACAAACGGCCUGCUGGACAAACUGCAGAUGUGGACUGCUCACAGCCAGCUACCAAAGUUUCUGAAAGCUGCAAUGGGAAGAACAGCUGUAUGAUCAAAGCCAGUAACUCAGUGUUUGGAGACCCCUGUGAGGGAACUUACAAGUACUUGGAGGUGGCUUAUGUGUGUGAAUAUCCUGUGAGCUCUCCAAAGAACACUGAAGACUCACUCGACAUGCAAUAAGAUCAUUGUAAUAUGCAUUAAAUGAAAUACAUUCAUGUCUUGUCA